Messenger RNA from Rotaria sp. Silwood1, 906 nucleotides. Lineage: Eukaryota; Metazoa; Rotifera; Eurotatoria; Philodinida; Philodinidae. The record is from the annotation of a GenBank genome assembly.
AUGUCUUGGAUAGUUGAAGAAAGUGAUAAUACAUCUGCUGUUAAUCUUAAUGGUGAUACUAUUACAUGUACAAAAGAUGGAUAUUAUGGUAGUCCAAUAAAUGUUAUGUACAGCGACUCAGCUAGUGAAAAUGGACAAUAUUUUUGGCAAAUAGAAUUUGAACAGAUGUCAGAACAAGGAGGUGCAUCUGUGGGUUUCACAACAGACGAUAGUUUUAAAAGUGGAUGGUACCUCAAAGGCAUGCAAUAUUUAGGUAAUUUAUCUGAUGGUAGUGGACUCUUGGUAUCAUCAUUUGGUGAUCGAAUAAAAGAAAAUGAUAAAGUUGGUCUAUUAUUGCAAUUGAGUGAUGCAGAUUUAAAAAUAUAUAUUUUUCAUAAUGAACGACCAUUAGGUUUAGCAUUUCAUGUUUCGUCACCAUAUCCAAAACCAUUGUAUCCUGUUGUUAGUUUCAGUUCAAAUGGUAAAGUUAAAAUCAGUCGUGCACAACAAACACCUACAUCAUUAGAACGUUCACCAGAAGAGUUCACUGGUGUUGAAGGCAAUUGGAGAAUCAUUGAUUAUCCAUCGCAUCCAGAAUGUAUUGAUUGUAAAUUUGCAAUAUCAAAAGAAAGUCCAAAUGUGUAUGGUCUUCAUGCACAUGUAGUUAAUUCAAUGAAUUGUUCUUUGGAAUAUGAUCCAGCAAAUGAUCAAUGGAAAAGUUCUCCUAUUCUGAGAACACGGAAGGGGGGCCCACCAGAAGCGAUGAAAAAAGAAGACUUAAUAUGCAAGUUAAUCGCCGAUAUUCAAGGUUUGGAAGCUCAAGGUGAACAACACUUAGUGAUUCGAACGAGUGGUGGUGAUCAAGUUCGUUUAGAACGUUUUACUGUUCCAGCACCACAACCAGUUACGCAAAAUAUAUUCAAUUAA